UCUCGCACAACGGAGAUUUCCUUUUGUUAGCGUCUGGACAGAACUGAAAGCAAGCCAGACGCUAAAGCAAAGGGCAUGAUGGCUAAGAAGCCCCCAAAACCUGCCCCUCGCAGGAUCUUCCAGGAAAGGAUGAAGAUCACUGCUCUGCCCCUGUACUUUGAAGGUGUUUUAUUAGUCAAACGGUCUGAUUCCCAGGAGUACAAACACUAUUGGACAGAGUUGAGAGGAACCACACUUUUCUUUUAUACCGACAAAAAAAGUACAACUUAUGUCGGCAAGUUAGACAUAAUAGACCUCGUAUGCCUUACCGACCAAAAUUCAACAGAAAAGAACUGUGCAAAAUUCACUCUUGUUUUGCCUAAAGAGGAAGUACAACUAAAGACAGAAAACACAGAAAGUGGGGAAGAAUGGAGGGGCUUCAUUCUUACAGUAACAGAGCUGUCAGUUCCUCACCAUGUAUCCCUGCUACCUGGACAAGUGAUUAGACUGCACGAAGUCUUAGAGAGAGAAAAGAAAAGAAGGACUGAGACAGAACAGCUGCCAAGUCUGCCUUCGGAGAAAGAGAAGGAGCCAGUACAAGACUACGAGGAUGUACUGAACCCUAUGCCAGUAUGUUUCUAUGCAGUUUCCAGGAAAGAAGCCACUGAGAUGCUGGAGAAGAACCCUUCUUCGGGAAAUAUGAUCCUGAGGCCUGGUAGUGACAGUAAAAACUACUCCAUCACGAUCCGGCAGGAGCUAGAAAUGCCAAGAAUCAAGCACUACAAAGUGAUGAGCACUGGAAAGAACUACACCAUCGAACUGGAAAAGCCCGUAACACUCCCAAACCUUUUCAGCGUCAUUGAUUAUUUUGUGAAGGAGACCAGAGGGAACUUGCGACCCUUUAUACAUUCAACUGAUGACAACCUUGGUCAAGAGCCCAACAUAGAAGAGAGAAGUGAGAAGCUUAAGAAAAGCCCACACAAAGCAUGAAAUAACAUGAAACCGCCUUCAUGUUUCUUGGUAUUUAUUAUUUUCAAAAGGAAGACUUUCAUGUUUAAAGAAAACAGUCUCUAUUUCCUUGACCCUAGUGUCUAAAUCACUCAUUUGGGCACAAGAAUAAAAUGAUGCAGCACGCAGGAGAACAAUUUGCUGGUUACCACCAGUUGUCUGUAGAGUACCUUGAUAAAUGCAUUUCUCUU
This is a messenger RNA of Acomys russatus (golden spiny mouse), 1178 nucleotides long. It is a transcript of the gene Stap1, whose product is annotated as signal transducing adaptor family member 1. Gene Ontology annotation, biological process: cell surface receptor protein tyrosine kinase signaling pathway; positive regulation of B cell receptor signaling pathway. Gene Ontology annotation, molecular function: protein kinase binding; signaling adaptor activity. NCBI's taxonomy places the organism in Eukaryota, Metazoa, Chordata, Mammalia, Rodentia, Muridae. Bases 76 to 969 code for a protein of 297 amino acids. The record is from RefSeq and is a predicted model, not a curated record. The transcript has 9 exons.